ACAGAUUUAGGUCUAAGUAUUUUUGCUGUUCAGCAAAAUGCCCUCUGUCCUUUCUUGUAAGAGGUGUGCAGAUGAUGGCAAAGAGCAGAUGUUGCUGGCAGAUGAGAGGCCAGAUUUGAUUGAGUCUUUAAAUUCCAGAUGCAACGCCAGUAAUAACAGCAGAAAUUGCUCCAGAAGUGGCAGUGUCCGAGAAGAGGAAAGAGAACGUCUGUCUAUCCAUGAGAGUCUGGAUUAUUUGAUUUCACAUAGCAAAGUUUACAAAAAGUGGUUGCAAGGCCAAACUUACAGAAUGGACUGGGAUCGAUGGUUGUUGAUGGGACUUAUUGGAAUCGUAGUAGGGACACUGGGAUUCCUGAUCCAUCAGAUAAUUGAUUAUCUCAUCAAACUGAAAUGGGAACUGGUGGAAAAUUAUAUUCAGGAAGACAACUUUCACAUGACCUGGAUCUGCAUACUUGGAAUUGGACUGGCUAUGAUCAUUGUAUCAUCAGGACUUGUGGUGUUUUUUUGUCCAACAGGUGCACCAAGUGGACUUCCAGAAGUCAUUGGGUUUUUAAAUGGUGCUUCUAUUCAGCAUAUUUUUAAUAUCAAGACUUUUGGCGGAACAUUUCUCUCUUGUGUUCUAGCAGUAGCAUCUGGACUGUUCUGUGGACCAGAAGGUCCCAUGAUUCACUUGGGUGCAAUAAUUGGAUAUGGAUUGAGCCAGUUCAAGUCUGAAAUUCUUGGAAUUCAUCUUCCUUCCUUAACCAGAUUUUGGAAUUCAGCUGACAAGAGAAAUUUCAUUACUGCUGGUGCAGGAGCAGGGAUUGCCUCGGUAUUCCAUGCUCCGGUGGGUGGACUUCUAUUUACACUGGAGGAAGUGGCCUCUUUCUGGGACAUUAAACUGGCCUGGCAAACCUUCUUCUGCUGCAUGAUGGCUGCUUUCACCACAGAUUUACUCUCCUCUUCUCUCUGCGGAUUUGUCUACAGAGGGCAGUUUGGAUUUUUCAAAGCCGAGAAAAGGAUUUUAUUUUGGGUUAAGAAUUUAUUGGAUAUGAGUGUGUUGGCCUUUGUUCCAGCCAUUUUCCUUGGAAUACUUGGGGGUCUUUUAGGAGCUCUCUUUGUUUUCCUGAAUAUCAAGAUUAACAAAUUACGUAUGUGGUUCUUCAGCACAAUUCCAAAAACAUCCCUCAGAAAAACAGCCAAGCUGUUAGAAUGUGUGCUGAUUCUUGUUAUGACCAUUACUGCAACUGUCUACGUGCCUUAUUUCUUUCACUGUACACCAGUCAAUAUCCUGACAAUGUUUGAUUUGACCGGUAAAUCAGAAAACAUAAGCCAGGUCAAAUGGCAAAUUUCAGAAUAUAAUUGCCCACCAGCAGCAUUACAGAUUGGGCCAGAUUUAGUGAAAGAUUCAAACCAAACCUUUAAUGAAGCUGCUGCUCUCCUGGGCGAGAAUGGCAUGCGAGGAAUCAUGUACCUGUUCAGACGUGGGACCCACAAGGAAUUUGGUUAUGCCUCUCUUUUUACUGCAUUGGUGUUUUAUUUCCUGCUAUCCUGCUUGACAGCAGGAUCUUCAGUUGCCAGUGGUUUAGUUAUACCUAUGCUAUAUACAGGAGCAUUAUAUGGCAGGAUCGUUGGCUUGAUCCUGGUUUCCAUUUUUGGGAUUCAGACUGAUGAGUAUGCGGCAUGGAUUGAUCCAGGACUGUUUGCUGCUGUUGGAGCUGCUUCAUUCUUCAGUGGUGUUUCAAGGCUAACUAUUUCCUUGACAGUUAUAAUGGUAGAGAUUACAAAUGAUGUGCAGUCCUUGUUACUCAUCAUGCUGGCUGUCAUGGUAGCUAAGAUGGUCGGCGAUUGGUUUAACAUGUCUCUGUACAGUUCUCUACUCAAGCUGAAAUGCAUUCCCUACUUAGAUGCUGAGCCAUUUGUCUGUCAAAGGAAAAACUGGUUAAAUUUGGAAUUGUUUGCAGCCAGCGAUGUCAUGAAGCCUAGUGUCAAAGUCCUCCAUUUAAAGGAAAAUGUUGCUUUCUUGGCCCAGCUCCUUACCAAUACCAGCCAUAGUGGAUUUCCAGUGGUGUGCAAAUCUAAGCCAGAUCAGGCAGAGGUAUUCCUGGGAACAAUUACACGGCUUGAGCUCUGUGUGCUACUGGAGAAUGAAGCCAUCUUUGAAACUGAGGCAAUGGAAGAUUCUCAUUCUUCUCCAAUUAUUCUUCCCUACCAGAAGAUCAGAGUUGAAAAAUUGCAUGAUCAGCAAUGGAUGACCAUGUUAUUGGAUCGCUACAGUACAGACCCUCAGUAUCAGCAACUCGUCAUCAAUCUGGAACCAUAUAUAAACAAAUCAGCAGUGUCAGUGCAAGCUCAUUUCUCAUUGCAACGAACAUACAUCAUCUUUCGGUCCCUGGGCCUUCGCCACCUGACAGUUGUUGAUUUGCAGAACCAGGUUGUUGGAAUAAUUACUAGGAAAGAUCUGAUGUCUUUCCAGCUGGAAGAGAAAUUGGGGCUCCAGCAGACAUCACAGCAGCCUCACUCUGAUGAAGAAUCUUUACUCCAGGAGGAAAUCUAAAUGGAGAAUGCUGAGUUUUUCAGGCCUUAUAGUCAUUUUUUUUUUAAAGGAACCCUACUUUCUUCUUAAUGAAAG
Molecule: messenger RNA, 2611 nt
Organism: Heteronotia binoei (common prickly gecko)
Lineage: Eukaryota; Metazoa; Chordata; Lepidosauria; Squamata; Gekkonidae
Product: chloride channel protein C-like
Exons: 16
Coding region: 38-2536 (832 amino acids)
Biological process (GO): chloride transport; transmembrane transport
Cellular component (GO): intracellular membrane-bounded organelle; membrane
Molecular function (GO): voltage-gated chloride channel activity
Source: RefSeq, a predicted model, not a curated record